GUAACGACCAAAGCUUUCCUGGCAACACUUAGUACGGUCGCGUAUCUGAUCGUGGUUGCGUCGUGUUGCACGAGUUUUCAAACAACAUUUUUGUGCUUUGGACCAAACAUGAGUACAUUUUGUGAUACCUUUUGAAAUAUCCAAUUGGCGCCGAAAACAACAACAACAAACUUUGACUGUGAUUUUGAUAUUUAUAAUAUAUAUAAACCAGUGGGUGCGUGCCAGUGCUUUAGGAUUUUUUCCCUCAAAACCGCAUUCACCGCAGAAACGCAAAUACAUUUGAUUAUAUACAUACACACCAAUAUAUAUACAAACACAAAAAUAUAUAUAAUUAUAUUUUGUUUUUCCGAUCGAGAGUACUUGAUCCGACGCUCGGCGAACGAACGAGAAUCGCGGAACCAACGAACAAGUGAUUUUUUUCCUCUUCUGUUACUGUUUCUGUUUGACGAAUAGUUCGAAUUACUAAAGGAGUACUGUUUCUCCUCAAUUGAUCGUUCCGUUCACCGUCGAUCAGGGAUUUUUUUCGCCCCUUUUGGUUCGUGAGUGUGCUAUGAAGUGAUAAAGAAUCCCUUGGAGAGGGCAUAAAUGAUUAUGGAGAUGACCAACGAGAGCGCCGCGCGAUGGUACGAAACACCCCGCACGGGGAAUUCGGUAAGCCCUUCGCAUCAGGGAGCGGCGGCGGCAGCGGCCGCGGCAGAGGGUUCCGUUGCAUCGGAUAUCAAUCCAAGCGUUGCCGAACACAUGGGAGCCUUCUUCCUGGACCCUUCGGGCACACAAAGGGCAGCAAGAUACUACCACCAGAGCAUGCAUUCGCCCUACGGGAGCGUCGCGACGCACGCUUCGAGGAUGUCUUCGGGACAAGUGUGUAGACCGCACUUCCACGCGCCUCUUCAUCCCUGGCUAUCAGAUUCGAAACCGCUGAACCACUCGAGCCCUUGGGUGCCGUUCGGUGGUGGCGGCGGUGGAGGAGGUGGAGGCGAUCCUGAUAAGUCGCAAUCGCCAUCGUCGGUGGCGGCGUCGCAACCGCACAACCUUUUCUCGUUCCCACCGACGCCGCCGAAGGAUAGCACUCCUGAUUCGAUAGCGCCGGCCGGAGGACAGGAGUACCAGAGCGCCGUGGCGGCGGCGAUGGGUGCCUUCAUGCACGACAACCAGCAGAGUUGCGCCCUGGACAUCAAGCCGUCGGUGGCGGCAGCGGCGGCGGCCGCGGCUGCCGCAAACAACAAGCAGCGUGAAGGUAGUGAAUAUGAGGGGACGUCCGCUGGCAUGUUCAAUGGUAACUUUGAGAGCUCGUAUGGCUCGUCCUCUGCGUAUGGCCACGGUAUUCAUGGUGCGGCGGUGGUCUACAACCACCCCCAAAAACAACAGUAUACAGGGCAGGGCGCUCAGUCGCCCAACAAACCACGCAACAAAUCUAGAACCAGCGCCGAGGGUCGAGAGUGCGUAAACUGCGGAGCCACGAGUACACCUCUUUGGCGUCGCGACGGCACCGGCCAUUACCUGUGCAACGCCUGCGGCCUAUACUACAAGAUGAACGGCCAGAAUCGACCGCUGAUCAAACCGAAACGAAGACUGAGUUUACAAAGCGCGGCGCGAAGGGCGGGCACGAGCUGCGCGAACUGCAAGACGACAACGACAACCCUUUGGAGGAGAAACCAAAACGGCGAACCCGUCUGCAACGCAUGCGGAUUAUACUACAAACUGCACAACGUCAAUCGACCAUUAACGAUGAAGAAGGAAGGGAUCCAGACUAGGAAUCGGAAGUUGUCCAGCAAGAGUAAAAAGAAGAAAUCCGGAGGGCCAUGUCUGUCGCUAGGUGGCAUGAUGAGCGAUAUGAUGAAACCUCUGGACAGCAAAGGAGCGUUCGGCGGUGGCAGCUUCGGCGGUGGUAUGGGCGGCGGUCAUCCGCACCUCAAUCCCGCCAUGCACCCCCAUCACGCCAUGAGCCACUGGUACCAGCACGGAGGCCAUCCCCAGGGCUUCGUCUCGGCACCACCGCCACCUGCUCCACCACCCGCCGCCUCCUACCACCACCACAUGAGCUCCCUCAGCGCCGCCGGCCUCGGACUCACCGCAUCAAAUGGAAUGUCAGGCUGGCGAUCGGAAUACACGUGAUAAGUUUCCACCCGGAUUACAAAUUAAUAAUUAAGUAUGUAUUUUUUAAUAAAUUAAAUAUAAAAUAAACACAAAAAAAUAUAAUGAAAGGAAAGACAGAAGACGCAGGCGCAUUUUAACAGAGAUGACUUGUACAUAUUUUCGAUUU
Molecule: messenger RNA, 2263 nt
Organism: Nicrophorus vespilloides
Lineage: Eukaryota; Metazoa; Arthropoda; Insecta; Coleoptera; Silphidae
Gene: grn
Product: GATA-binding factor C
Exons: 7
Coding region: 586-2115 (509 amino acids)
Biological process (GO): cell fate commitment; positive regulation of transcription by RNA polymerase II; negative regulation of transcription by RNA polymerase II
Cellular component (GO): nucleus
Molecular function (GO): zinc ion binding; DNA-binding transcription factor activity, RNA polymerase II-specific; RNA polymerase II cis-regulatory region sequence-specific DNA binding
Source: RefSeq, a predicted model, not a curated record